ACUAAAUAUGGUUUUGAGCCAAUGGAAACUUCUACCGUAUAGUGUGAUAAUGUACCCCAGUGUGGGUAGAGCAGUGUGUGUGCUGUUAACAGUAUCUUUUCCCUAAGCAAUAAUUUGUAGUCAAACCUUUAAUAUAUGAUUCAGAAAUGCACGUUUAAAUAAACCUCAGACACAUUCACUACAGUAAAGAGUGUGACAAGUUCCCUCAGGUUUUCAGAAGGUAAGCUAACAUAUCUAAUGGCCGAGGAGAUUACUCAAACCUUACACUCCCGCAGAAGUCCUGCGCAAGGAUGCGUUCAGGUCUCGUCUCUUUCUCUCUCCUCUCCAUAUGGAGGCACGAUAGCCCCUUUGACUUUACGGAGGGAGGAGCUCUAGUGAAGUGAAGCUCCAGCACAAGCUCAUUCACUGGGCAGAUCGAGAGACUGGAGAAUCUGUGCCUCCUCCACACCUUCAGUAAGAAACCGCGGGGGUCAGGCGCUCUCCGAAGCGACGCGGGCAGCUGAAUAUUAAUUGCGGACUUUUAUUGUCGGCCACUGGACUAGCUGAACACUGAAACGUGGAGCCCAAGAAAUGCGGGCGCAAAAUAUCUGAACAUCGCGACUGGACACGUAAAUGAAUAAUAAAACAACCCACUGCGCGAUGGAGAGCUCAGGGCAAGUUGGAUCUGGACUUGUUCCAUGCGUCUUUUUGCGCGGUGGGCUCUUCCGUGCCAAGGAAGCAUUUUGAGAAGUCCAGGCGUCCGGUUUGUGCUACAAAACUGGGUGGUUUUGUUUGAUCCACAAAGCACAGAUAACUUGGCCAAGUGGAGCUACAAAGACUCCUGCGCUGCGUAAUUUGGGUACAAGGAAGGGAAAAAAAUGCUGGCCAGGAUCAUUUUUGUUUGCUCCUUCUUUGCUGGUGCUAGUUUUGGGAAUACUGAGCCUAAUGCAUUGUAUGGGGGAGCUUGCAAAUCUUUGUGCACCUGUGAAGAGAAAGAUGGACACUUGUACAUGAACUGUGAAGACAGAAACAUAAGCAAAAUCUCAGACGUGAAGGUACCAUCAGAUAUGCCUUUGCAUUUAAACCUAUAUAAAAAUGACUUAGUGGAGUUACUUGCAGAAGAUAUGGAUGCUUUCAAGAACGCCGUCACCUUACAUCUGGGUUUAAACAGCAUACAGGAGCUUGAACCUGGUGUUUUCAGUGCACUGGGAUCCCUAAGAAAGCUGCACAUAAACAGCAAUUUCCUGGUCAUGCUGAAGGAGGACACAUUUCACGGCUUGGUAAAUUUGGAAUACCUUCAGGCUGACACCAACUUCAUCCGGGUCGUGGAGCCUGGGGCCUUUAGCAAGCUUGUCCGUCUUAAAGUUCUGAUCCUCAAUGACAACUCCAUAGAGUUCCUUCCAAGCAACAUUUUCCGCUUUGUGCCUCUGACACAUUUGGAUCUGCGUGGGAACAAGCUGCAGACACUGCCGUACGUGGGUUUCCUGGAGCAUAUUGGUCGUAUCAUGGAGCUCCUGUUGGAGGACAACAACUGGAUGUGCAAUUGUGAAAUCUUGCAUUUGAAGGUCUGGAUCGAGAACAUGCGGGCGCAGUCAUCUAUCGGCGAGGUGGUUUGCAACAGGCCUGAGGAUCUUAGGGGCAUUUCUUUGGCUAGGGUCAAAAGAGAUUUACUUUGCCCCUCCCAUGCCGACAUCAAUCUCGAAGAACCAUCAAAGUCUCUAGACAUGGUUGUCACCCCAUCCACCAAGGUUGUUCAGAUACCGAAUGUCAAUGAUGGCACAAAAGUACCCACACCUGCAAACGGCCCAGGGACAUUUUGCGUGCCAAUGUGCUCUUGUCCUCCCCAAAGCAUGGGUUUCUUAAUGCACUGUGAGGACCGAGGCAUUCAAAGGAUAUCUGAUAUAGGCAUUCUUGAACAAAGCCCAACCAAGUUGUUUUUAACAGGAAAUAUGAUACAGCGACUUUUCAAGUAUGACUUUGUGACGUACGACAGUCUGGAACUUCUCAAUUUGGCGAACAACCAAAUAGACUACAUUGACAAUGAAACCUUUCUGAGUUUGAGCAAUUUGAAAAAGCUGUACCUGAAUGGAAACAGGAUAGAGAAAAUCUCAGCAACAAUGUUUCUUGGCCUUCACAAUUUGGAAUACUUGUACUUGGAGCAUAAUGUCAUCAAAGACAUUGAUGCUGGAUCAUUCAACCCUUUGACAAAUCUAAAACUCCUGUUCCUAAACAACAAUCUACUCAACACUCUCCCUGCACAGAUAUUUCGUAAUGUGCCCUUGGUGAGAUUGAACCUAAGGAAAAAUGUCUUUAUGCACUUACCGGUGAGUAAUGUGUUGGACCAGCUCAAUUAUUUGGAGCAAAUUUAUCUUGAGGACAAUCCUUGGGACUGCACUUGUGAUUUGGUCAGCCUCAAACAGUGGGUGGAAAAGCUAAGCAAGGAUACCGUGAUAGGUACCAUCUUAUGCCACACCCCUCAAAAACUGUCUACUGCUGAGGUUAGAAACCUGAAGCAUGAUGUUCUCUGUCCUGGCUUGGUCACCUAUAAGUCCUUACCGGGAGACACCAAGGAUGCUAUCGUAGCCACGCCUGAGCCAGGGGUCAGCACCAGCGGCUUCUUCCGGUCUCUGACAGAAGCAGUGCCACUAUCUGUGCUCAUCCUCAGCCUUCUCAUCCUCUUCCUGACCUUCAUUUUCUGUGCUGCAGGGAUCAUUGUGUUUGUGCUACACCGUCGGCGGAGACAUGCCAAGAAGAAACAAUUCGAGGAGCAACCUCGUGAGAACAGUCCCAUCCACCUCCACUACAGCAUGUAUGGCCAGAAGACCACCCACCACGUAACUGAAAGGCAAGGACCCGGCAUGUACGACGAACCUUCCCAUAGCCCCAUUGUUCAGGUCUGCAGAAACCCUAGUUACUGCUCUCAGCACAAAGAAUAUGAGUUGGAUGAGUACGACAGUGAGAAACCUAAGCAUAUCUGCCAUAGCAUCCUCGACAAGGAGAGCGACACCCUCCUCACGGGACCCAACGUGAAGUUCAGGGCCGUCACCGACUACCCUGCUGAGUUUGUGAGUUUGGGAGAUGCAAGCUCCUUGUACAAGAACAUCUUAGAAAGGGAACGGGAGCUCCAACAGCUCAGCCUCAGUGAAUAUCUCAGGAAAAACAUAUCACAGCUACAACCAGCGGUGGACAUGCAAGUCCCCAACCACCACAAGGAGCUUAAACUAAUGGAGACUCUUGUUUAUACAAGGCCACGGAAGGUCAUGGUGGAACAGACUAAAAAUGAGUACUUUGAACUCAAAGCCAACUUACAUGCUGAACCAGACUACUUAGAAGUCUUAGAGCAUCAAACGACUUUCAACUGAGAUAAGUACACUGUAUACUUUGAUUUGACAAAUGAUACUCCAAGUGCCUUGACAGUUCAUUCUGAGUUCUGAUUUAGCCCGAGAGAUGUAAUAAAACAACGUCAGAGUAGAGGCAAUCCUCACGAUACGAUCAUUUGACGUGGACACAAUGUCUUAUUUCAUGUGGACCUUUAGCGUUAGCAUUGCAGAUGAUGGAUUAUGCAUUCUGACAAAAUUCCAGUCGCACCGAAAGAGUCACAAACAGUUGUGUUUGGACAAGAUUGGCUUUGAUACCAGAGCAUUUGUUGUGUAUUGUGGUUAAUGCAUUCUCUUUAUCUUUGGUAGGGAAGACUAGCAUAGAGUCACGUCACAUUUCUAUCUGUGUAUCUCUUAUUAUGUAUGUAACAGAUCUUCAAGCACUGUUUAUCUGUAGCAAUGGAAGAAAUUGUGCUUUCUUUCUUUCUUUCUUUCUUUCUUUCUUUCUUUCUUUCUUUCUUUCUUUCUUUCUUUCUUUCUUUCUUUCUGUCAUACAGAACAUUUAUGGUUAGUUAAUUCCCUGAUUUGCUAAGUUUGGAAUUAAACAUUCCCAACACAGUUUUUGUUCAUUAAAUAUUAAAUAAUGGUUGUAUUUGGAUCGCAAGAUGCCUGAAAAUUGCAUUUAUUAAUAAAUAAGGCGUCAUCAAGAGCGAGUAGCUUGCCAAACGGCUAUUGUUUUGACCCUGAGGUCAGACUUUAUGAGUGGGCUCAUUUAUCGUGCCUGAAAUUGGCCUCUCACCUGGAAUUCUCAACAUGCCUGGAGAGUUUGUUCAGAAAUCAUGUCACAGACCCACUUGCUCAUUACCUCCACUGCUUCUGAUAUGGACAAAAACUCUGCUGGGCAUCCUUGGAGAAAAUGAAAAGAAAAGAAUUGCACUACUUAAAAUACCAUUUAAAGGUGGUUGAUGACAAUCACGUUGUUGGGCAGCACAGUCUACGGCAUUUUUCCCAUAAGAAAACCAAGUAGUGUAGCUUCUGGGUUGUAUAAUAUUGCUGUUUAAAGUUCCUUUUGAAAACACAAACCAUAUCUGACUAUUUUCUUUCAGCAUGACAAUUACAGUAUGCAGGGUGUUUUGUCUUCAUUAUCUGGCUGGAGAAGAAAAGAAAAUAUAUAUCUAUAUAUGUAUAGAGAAAAUAUGCACAGAAUUAUUGUGUUAAGCCUUGAAUUGUUUUACUGUAUGGAAGAACACCAUAGCUUUAUUUUGUACAAGUGUGGAUGAUAGUUAUUUAUUCUGUAUAUUUGUACAUAAUUUAACAUUUAUAUGUUUGUGUGCCUUUAAUGUGGUACCAAUUAAGCUGUAAAUAAAAAUAAAACAAUA
This is a messenger RNA of Cyprinus carpio (common carp), 4675 nucleotides long. Its product is annotated as SLIT and NTRK-like protein 6. The record is from RefSeq and is a predicted model, not a curated record. Gene Ontology annotation, biological process: positive regulation of synapse assembly; regulation of presynapse assembly; axonogenesis. Gene Ontology annotation, cellular component: membrane. Lineage: Eukaryota; Metazoa; Chordata; Actinopteri; Cypriniformes; Cyprinidae. Gene Ontology annotation, molecular function: protein binding.